Messenger RNA from Cynoglossus semilaevis (tongue sole), 5862 nucleotides. It is a transcript of the gene cyth1a, whose product is annotated as cytohesin 1a. The record is from RefSeq and is a predicted model, not a curated record. The coding region runs from base 2492 to 3688 and encodes 398 amino acids. Gene Ontology annotation, molecular function: guanyl-nucleotide exchange factor activity. Gene Ontology annotation, biological process: regulation of ARF protein signal transduction. The transcript has 13 exons. Lineage: Eukaryota; Metazoa; Chordata; Actinopteri; Pleuronectiformes; Cynoglossidae.
AGAUGCCUCACCUCCUGUUUGGGUUCUCCCUACACUUCAAACACUGGUGGUUUUAUUUUAUUUAAGUGGCUGUAAAUUGUGUGAAUGAAAUGGCCACAUGCCCAGAGUUUCCUGCUGCUCUCUGCCAAACAGGAUUCUCUUGUGAACAAAAAAAUGCCAACCAAAUGAUUGUUUACUCUGUGGCAGGACUGAAGUGACUGCCUUUGUUCAGCCGGGGGCACUAUUUGCAUCUCCUCUCAGGCAGAGAUGGUUUUCUCACACAGAGGGUCUUCGUGUCUUAACUCACGCUCGGGGACUUCCUUAACCUCAGGCUGUGGUGUUGGGCUGUUUAGGAACUGAUCAAAACUGUGAACUGCCACAGGUGCAUUGUGCUGGACUGGUUCUGGGGAAUUCCCCUCAGGCAACGAUCUGGUUAAAUUCCUAUGAUGGUAAUACAACAUGUUUUCAAUAAUUGUUUACAGUCAUGACUGUGGAGACGCUGUUUGGCUGAAAACUCCUGUAAAAAAACCCCAGUAUUAUCAGAAAGAAAUAAAUGUGCUCUUACUGCUGUCAAAUAAAACUGUAAAUACUUGUGAUUUGGCACAUUAUGUCAGCUCUCGUUUUAUGUUAAAACUAAGGAACAAACAAUAACAUUGUGUGUUAAGGUAAACUCUUGCUCUGUAUUUAUUGAAUGUUUUUUUAAGGUCAGAUUUCUCUCUGUUCUACUUUUUCUACGUCCGUUAGCCUGUCCGAGGGGAAAUGGAUUAAGUCAUAACAAUGAACUGAAACUUUUCUAUGCACAGAGUUCACUUCAUAAAGACUCUCAUUGUUGGCUGGUGAGUUCAGGGCCGCACAACCGAAGCAUUCAUGUCCAACAGCAGAUUGAAGAGCAGUUUGUUACAGUGAAGUGGCUUUACAGGCUGUUGUGAUUUUCAGAGAGAAACCUCGUGUUGAUUCUCUUCUCUGGACCUGUGUGGUCUUGAAGCCAGGGGUGAAUCUUACAGUUUGGUAUCUUGAUAUCAGAACUGUACCUCAGUUUCUCAAAGACACCUUCUGUUGGAGUGAACCUGAUAGCACUGAGAGAUUUUUUUAUCUUGCUCUAACUGGCUUCUUUCUUUGGCUGUGAAUGCAGCAUUCCUUUCAUCCCUGCUGUAUUCAUGGACAAGCAGGUACAGGCAGAGGCCUCUCCUGUCUGACAGCACUAUAUCUGUGCAGCAAAACCAUCUGAUGAACUGGAAGUGUCAUCCUGCUAUAUAUAUGGUAUAAUAGUGUGUUUCAUAAUAACUGGGCCUAGUGUUUACUUUGACAGCUUUGGUAAAAAGUUAUUUAAAAAUUGUCCAAAUUGACUAAAAUUUUCAUGAUCCCUGCAGAACCGCUGUGUACGUUAUGGGGGUCACGAUUCCCCAGUUGGACUUCUCUGCUCCAAAAUAUGCAGCUUUACUAAAUAAAUAUUUAAAAUCAAAUUAAUUAUCUGAAUAUUCAUGCCAGUAACUUGCAUCAGAGAUUUCUUAUGUAUUUAUUUCCAAUUCCACAACAAAAUAAUGUCUCUUUGCUCUUUUUUGUUUCAGCUGUUCCACUGUCUAAACAAUCACCCCAUAAAUAUACGGUGAUAAUAAACAACCAAACGUACAUGCAAACUAAGUUUUUGGAAGGAUGUGGUGAACAGAAGUUAGCAAUAUAUUCCAGACAUACGCACAGAGUUGAAUCAGUGUGUGUCAAUCACACCUUCAUUACUUCCCUCCCUCCCCCCAGCAAGAACAGGCAGAGAGAAACAUGUUCCAAGGUAACUGGGUGGAGCCCAUAUUUGAAAUGUCAAUAGCUGCACCUUCAGUCUGAGGAGUAAGUCAAGAGAACAGAGAUAAGCAACUCAUGGCGUUGCAACAGGUUUCCUUAUAAAUAAGUUUCAAGACGUACUAUUAGUCCAACUAUAUUAAUCGUGCACUUGCAUUUCUAUUAUAAAAUGUUUUCUGAAGAAGGGUGUUUUUAUGCUUUAAUACGAUUUCAAUCUUAUGAUGUUCCAUAGUUGACACUAUGUCAGUCAACAACCAAUGAAAUGUGGCCCUUCAUUUUAACAAAGAAACUCCAAUCUUGAAUGCUGUAGUUCCUUCAAAAUCAUGAUUAAACAAUGCGCACAUUAAAGUGUAUCCGUCUGUUACUUUUUAAAUUUUAGGGAAGUGUCAUGUAUUUAUGUUUAUAACGAACUUCUUCCCUUAUAUUUUUGUAAUUUAUACGUUUUAUUUUGACAAGGCAGAAACGGAAGCGGUUUGAUUACAUUUUGUCGUUCCCUUGACAGAAAGCGAGAAAGCUAGGUUAAAGUCCUCCGUCUGUUUAGACCACUCCUUCUACUGUCUACACGCUCGGCGAACGAACUACUCCCCGGAAAAUCAACUAUUUUAUCCAGUUAUAUAGUUAAAUCGACCUUUUCCCCUAAAGCCAUUUUACUGCUGUGUUGUUGUUGUUUUUUAAAUAGUUUUUAAACUUCUUGGACCGGUAGCUGCGUGGCGAAGACAGCAUGGUGUUAAAGUCAGAAGACGGCAUAGUGCCAGACGACCUCACCCCAGAGGAGCAGCAGGAGCUGGAGAAUAUCCGCCGGCGCAAACAGGAGCUGCUGGAGGACAUUCAGCGUCUGAAGGAUGAGAUAGCAGAAGUGACCAGUGAGAUUGAGAACCUGGGUUCCACUGAGGAGAGGAAAAAUAUGCAGAGGAAUAAACAGGUGGCUAUGGGCCGCAAGAAAUUCAACAUGGACCCCAAAAAGGGGAUCCAGUUCUUGAUCGAGAACGACUUGCUGAAGAACACCAGUGAUGACAUUGCUCAGUUUCUCUACAAGGGCGAGGGCCUUAACAAAACAGCAAUUGGGGAUUACCUCGGAGAAAGAGAUGAUUUCAAUAUCCAAGUGCUUCAUGCCUUUGUGGAGCUGCAUGAGUUCACAGACCUUAACCUGGUUCAGGCUUUAAGACAGUUCUUGUGGAGUUUUCGGCUUCCUGGUGAGGCUCAGAAGAUUGACCGCAUGAUGGAGGCCUUUGCUCAGCGUUACUGCCAGUGCAACUCCGGCGUUUUUCAGUCUACAGACACCUGUUACAUCCUCUCAUUUGCCAUCAUCAUGCUGAACACAAGCCUCCACAACCCCAACGUGAAGGACAAGCCCACCGUGGAGCGGAUCAUCUCCAUGAACAGAGGCAUCAACGAUGGAGGAGACUUACCUGAAGAUCUGCUCAGGAAUCUGUACGAUAGCAUCAAGAACGAGCCCUUUAAAAUCCCAGAGGACGACGGCAACGACCUCACACACACUUUCUUCAACCCGGACAGAGAGGGCUGGCUGCUAAAGCUGGGGGGACGAGUCAAGACCUGGAAGAGGAGGUGGUUCAUUCUCACUGACAACUGUCUGUACUACUUUGAGUACACGACCGACAAAGAGCCCAGAGGAAUCAUUCCACUGGAGAACCUCAGCAUCAAAGAGGUGGAGGAUAAGAAGCCAAACUGCUUCGAGCUUUUCAUCCCUGACAACAAGGACCAAGUGAUAAAAGCCUGUAAGACGGAGGCAGAUGGACGGGUGGUGGAGGGAAACCACACCUUCUACCGUAUUUCUGCCCCAACUGCGGAGGAGAAAGAGGAGUGGAUGAACAGCAUCAAAGCUGCCAUCAGCAGAGACCCCUUUUACGAGAUGCUGGCAGCCAGGAAGAAGAAGGUCUCGUCCAUGAAGAGACACUAGGAGCCACACUCCUGAUGUUGCACUUAACAUGGAGCUGGGGGGGAGUCCAGGGUGGGGUGUUUUGUCCCUGUCAUGGCCGGUGCAGAGGCCUCAGUUCAGACCUGCUUCAGACCAAUAACAGGGACUUUCUCUUGGACACACAACUCCCUGUGGCUUUGAUACUCUUUUGGCCAGAAAACAGGAAGCAUGCUGGGGUUUCUAGGCCAAAGCCUCCUCUAACCUCCUGUCUGAAUGUCUUUCCCGCUGUCUGUCUCCCAGCUUCGUGUGUGUCUGCUCUCUGUCUAGGAUGCCUGAAAUGAAACUUGCUGCAGCGAAAUCAAGCUUCUCCGCUGUAUAAUAAUGUACACAGACACUCAUCUCGUCUGCCUCUGUAGCACUGGUGGUUUAAACUCAGCAGGUCUGAUGCAGUGUGGAAACGUGAACCAAAAUAUCCCUCACUUUAUGGAAGAAAGGCCAAGACCUUCUCUGACAUACUUUAAUACCUUUGGGUAGCAUGUGUCUAUUUUUACAGCUUUUACUUUUCAUUUCUCUCUAUUUUUUUCUUCUUUUUUUUUUUACUUUUUGUAAAAUAGCAGAAACUUCAGGUGGCAUAAAAUGGGGGAGAUUAUUUGCUAACUGUUAGUGGUUUUAUAGAGAGAGAAAUAAAACAGAAAAUAUAAAGUCGUCAUUAAGUUGCCUCUCAGGAGAUUGUUACCAUGAGUCUUUCCAUGUCUGGAUCAUGUCAGUCACGUGAGGGAAGGAAACCUUGUCUGUUUUAAAAGACACAGUCUCACCCCUCGAGCUGACUCUCGCUCCUCAUUUCCUGAAGGUCUGGGAUCACAUCCCUGGGGAUUGUGUGUUGAUCAGGAGGACAGCUUGUGUUUGAAGUCUUAAUUUGUUUGUUCAAAGCACAUCUUUGUCUUCAUUUUUUGCCCCUUUCAUUUAAAACAGCAUUUAAUGUGUUAUUUAGUUAACUUCAUGGCUACACAGUGCCUGGAGCUGUGGACAUGUCACAUGAUGAGAAACGCUGCUGGUUAGCGACUAACAUUUAUCUUUUACUCUCAUUCCCAAAACUGACGAAAGGUAAAGACGAAAGUAUGGUGAUGUAAUGAAACAUUGUUAAUGUUUUAUUGCAUUGUCACAGUACCUUUGUACAAACAAACGUGUUAAAGGAACUGAAUUUCUGAACGUAGUAGCUGUAUUCAGGAAGCUCUUGUUGUUUUACUUUUUGUAGAGGUUCUAGCCACCAGGGGCGCUAAUGCAUUGCAAAUUAGCAUCGUUUCAGCGGCGUACUAGAACAUGCAAGUUGUCGACGUGUUAGUAACUUGUUAAAACAACAAUCUUUGUUGAGGCCCCGCCAUCCUAACGAUGCUAACAACAUUGCUCUUGCUUCCUCUCAGGUCUUUUAAGUUGAAUUUCUGCCACGUUUUAUUACUAGGACAGGUUUAUGAAUGUAAAUAUGCCAUAACUUUGCAACAGUAAGAAACUACGCAGAGAAGUUGGGCAUAUUUCUAAUUUUCAUGCUACCAAACACUGCGAUUUUCAGGGGUUACUUUUAAGGGUAUUCUGCAGUUUUAGAUAUUUUCUGUUUCUGGACGUGAGUUGAAAAUAUGUCAGCUUCCUGGAGGAGACUACUAUUUUCAGAAAUAUUUGAAUGGCAGGAUCUGUGUAAAAUACAUUAAACGGUACCAUACUGUUUGUGUACAUAUCCGACAUUACAAACGCUAUAUAGUUGCUAAAGCUAUAUAGCCAAACAAAGCUUAGCCUGGACCUUCACGGUCACUCUGUGUCUCAGGUAGCAGCAGUUAGGAAAUGUGCAGUGAUGCUCACUUUUGAGCUUCAAGCUGGGGUCAAAGUCGUGUUUGCAGUUGUGACUCCUUGUCGUUUAUACUUGUUACUCUCAUCCUCUCUGCCUUUUGUCCUUCCAGGUUUCAUCCCAUCCCCUCCAGAAAAGCUUGUUCUAGAAGAAAAUGGAGAGAGAGAAAAAAAAGCUAAACAAGCCAAAAAAAAAAAAUGUAGACAGUAUUGUUUUAUUUAUCAGAGGUUGUAAAUAUUUCAUUGUAUAGAUGUUCUUUUGUCCUAUUUUUAGUUGUGCCAUUUAUUGUUUGUUUGUUAUUCAGAUGAGUGAUGUUUUGAUGAGGUUUCUAACGUCGCCAUUUAAUCCAGCUCAAAUAAAGAUUUGUCACAAACACUGA